Molecule: messenger RNA, 4494 nt
Organism: Acaulospora colombiana
Lineage: Eukaryota; Fungi; Glomeromycota; Glomeromycetes; Diversisporales; Acaulosporaceae
Source: the annotation of a GenBank genome assembly
AUGUCGAACCCUUGGAUCAAUAAAAGAGUGCCCAUGUCAAAGGUGGGAGAGGGUUCUGGUAGUGCGUCUUGUACCAAUAGUCCUGAGCAGGUUCAAAAUUUAACUGACGUCAGUCAACUUAUAUUGGAACUUAUCAACAGCGUCCUUGCUCAAAGCAUAGUUUUACCACCGAUUGACUGUGACUCGCAAGACUAUAAUGUAACCGGGGACGAGCAAGUGGAUAAUCUCAUCAAAAAUAUCCAGAACGAUGGAACACCGGCAGAUUAUUUUGCGUUGAAGUUUUUACUAGACGAUCCAUCAAAUUCAUUUUCGCCUGUAGUCUUACAUAAAAUUUUUGGGACACUUUGUGAUUCAUCAAUAUUCCAUGAUCAUAUAGAAGAGACAACCAUUAUAUUAGAAUUGAAUCUGCGAACCUUAUUGGCAGCUAUUCGCAUUUACACUACUACCUCAAAGACCACCAUCACUCGCGAAUUUCGUAAGGAGAUGUUUGAUAAACUAGCGAAAUUUUCCGAUUCUCAUUUUUACAAUUCAAACAUUGCCACAGAAACAAUGAAGAAAAGUGGUUCACAUUCAUCAUCUAGUUUACUAUCAAGUUACGAAGACAAACUUUUGAGAAAUUAUAACAUUGACUUUUUAUUAGCCGUAUUUCGCGAUACGAUCAAUGAUAAAGGUAACAUCAGAGAUAAAAAAGAACUAUCGCGGGCGAGGCAAACACCCAGAUUGUCCGUAAAUAAUAACACUAUUAAAGAGAUUUCAGUAACUGGUACUGAAAUUCGGCUGACCGAGCAGUUACGUAAUACAUUAGAUCUUGACUAUCCAAAGUCUUCUUGGUAUCUCAAAUGGAAGCAACUGGUGGAAAAAAAGGGUAAUCUGUUCAAGCUAUCUCUAGACAAUACCAACAUAGAAUUCCAAGAGAAGGAGUUACUUGAAGAGCUCUGGAUGCAUGUAUCCUCCAAAUCUUUCGAUUCGGAUCCGCAAAAAAUUGAUGACGAACCGUUAGCAGACACCAAGUCCUUCUGGUUUGGAGUUCUCGACGUUGCGCAAGAGUUGGCAGCUUGGACGCAGUCAACCAAGACCUUGAUUUUCAUUUAUUAUCUGGCCUUACAAUCCUUGCAACGUGGACACGGGGCCUACAUUCGUUCGAAGGCAAUUGAGCUUUUGAUCUCGCUUCUCGCAAGACACCCAGUACUCUUUUCCGAAUUUGAAGCUCAUUUCAUGGAAUUCUUAGCCAGUCUGAGUGCCAACAAACAGGAGAAGUACAAGAAACUAUUUGAAAUUGUUAUGCGACGAUUCCAGUCGUAUCGAAGGAUGGCCAAUGCAUGCUCCUCGGGGCACCACGCGAAUCUACAAUCAAAAAUAAAUAAGCGCAUCGAUGCCUCUGUUCAACAUUCCAACACUCACUUAAAAGAUGCUACUCAUUUUGACAUUAUAGCCGAUGAACUGACGUGCCCCAUCACUCAAGACCUUGGUGAAAACUUCAAAAAAUUACCAUGCGGACACUGCAUCAGUGAAGAAGGGAUCAAAGGAUGGACCAAAGAGUGCAAAAGUAAAAGUAAAUUGUUUUCUUGUUGUAUCUGCCGUGCCGAGUUUUUAUGGGAGAAAGUUGAGAGCGCACCAAUCUCUUACUUGCAUCGCGGUAUGUAUCAGUUCGUGGGAUAUAUACCAAGAGAAGAGGUAACUUUAACACACGUUACUCCUUCCAUUUCUUUGAGCACACGGAAAAAUCCUCGCAUCCGGAUAAAAGGGCUUGGGAUAAUCAAGAAACGUCAUUCAGCUUACAGGCAAGCAGAGGCUGCCCUAAAAAAUGAAAACUUUGUAAUGGCUGUCUAUUGGUUAAACUUGGUUCUUGACAUCUGGCCGGAUAGUUAUGGCAUUCGCUGCAAACGAGCGUGGGUGGUACAACAAUUGGGCGACCUUUACCAAGCAGUUACUGAUUUGAACAUUGCGUCACAUUUAAAACCCUGGAAGCCAAAGGCUUGGAGCUUACUCGCUAGCGUGUCUCUACAAAUGGGCAUUCCAGAAAUGGCACUCCCUCAUAUAUCUCGCGCCCUUGAACUCGAUCAAAAAAACCUUCAAUUUUUGUCAAUGCGCAGCACCAUCUACGUAAAGUUACGACAGUACGACAACGCUUCACGCGAUAUGGAUACUAUCCUCGAUCUUGCUUCUCAAAUGACAGCUUCAACUCGAAUAAGGUCAUCAUUUCCAGCCUUCAUCUCGAUGAUUCGUUUCAAGAACUCAAGACCCUCUCAACCAGAAAACAAAACUAUAAUAGUAGAUACUUUAAUGAGACGUAGUAAAUUAUAUUUUGACCAAUCUAAAUAUCAAUUGGCCAAACAAGAUUUGGAUAGACUCUUACAAUGGGAUAAUAAGAAUCUAGAAGGACUGGUGUUGCGUGGUCGCGUUCACUACAGAACGUAUCAAUAUUGUGCCGCUCUCUCUGAUUUUAAUGGCGUCAUAGCAAUUGAUCCUCAGAAUGUAUACGCAUACAAUCUUCGAGCACUAACAAAUUCAGGGAUGGGUGUAUUUGAUCAAGCAAUCAAAGAUUCAGAUCACGCCAUAAACCUUAAUCCAGUGGAAGGAUAUUCGUAUCGUUUCCGAAGCAUGAUUUUGGACGACAUGGGUCAAGACGAAGAUGCUCUAGAUUAUGCAAACGUGGCGCACAUAAUUGACCGCACCAAUAUGGAAAACAUGUACCGAUGCCUGUGGGCCCGUAUAUACCUAUAUCGAUAUAAGGAUGUACUUUCAUACCUUAACGUUUACCUCAACUAUCUCAACGAAAAUUUUGAAAAUGAUGACACGGACACCGCGGAGAUGCUUGUAAUGCGGGGAUUCAUUUAUCACCUUUUGGAGGGUCGAGAGGAAGAUGCAUUUAAUGAUUUUCGAAGGGUACUGGAGAUAGAUUCAAAGAAUACAAAUGCAUUAGCAUGCCGCGGUCAACUAUACACUCGUCUUGGAAAAUUUACGGAGGCAUUGGCUGAUCUUAACGUCGCCAUCGAGAUUGACUCUGAAAAUAGCUAUAUAUAUCGAAACAGAGCGUACUUAUGGUAUAAGAUGGGUACCUACACGAAAUCAUUGCAGGACUUGGAUACUGCAGAAAACCUGCAUCCUGAACGUGGCAUGACAUCGUCGACACGGGAAGGAAGGAGAAGAAGUUUUCUUUAUCGGGGCCUCAUUUACCAUAAACUUGGAGACCAUAAAAAAGCUCUUGAUAAUCUUAAUGGAGCGAUAACAAUUUUGCAAGAUGACGAGACUAUGAUUCCACUUGUAGAGCGCGCAAUCGUUUAUUUUUCUACAGAUCAACUUGAAGAAGCGUUAGACGAUUUGAAAAAGGCAUUGGUCGUUGAACCAAAAGAUGUAUACAUGUCAAGAAGCUUGUCCAAAGGAAUAGAACUUUACGGGAAGAUCUACAAUUCAUUUAGUACUUGUGACGAAAAAAAGUUAAGUUGGAUGGACCUACGUGAACCAGAUCCCCGAAUGCCGCAAUCGACCUUACGAAAGCUUAAAGUAGUAACAUCAUUCCAAGAUGAUACCAAUGAAUUGGACCCUUGCGACAGUCUCAAGAAAUUAUCGCAAGAAUUUGAAAGACUCUUGUCCUCUCGGAGUAAGAUUGAUUCAUUUGAGCACAAUGAAAAAAAGGUCAGUGAAAAUGAUAGCUUUGAAAGCUUAAGCAGUAUUUUCGAGUCAGAUGAUGAAUUCCCGGAUGAAGAUGAUGGUGCAGCGAGUGCAAAUCACAAAACAAUAUCUCGAAACAAAGGAAAAGGUGUAGAUAAGCAAGAGGAGAAGGAAUCCACGUCUCGAGAAGAAAUUGUUGAACCUAACCCUUACGACGAACUUAGGAAUUUGUUGCAAGAGUUUGAAAGUUUUUUGUAUCGUCAAAUUAAGUUGAACGAUCUUGACGACAAUGAAAUUUCCAAUGAUAGUUUUGAAGAAUUGAAGGAUGCGCAUAGUAAACCUCAAGAUAAUACCGAAGAAGUCGACGAAGAUUGUGAAAUAAUCGCUUUAAAUAAGGGGAAAGGAGUCGAUCAGCUCAAUGACCGAAAUGAAAAUAUUACGAAAGAAGACCCAUCCAUCUCCCACGAAAAGCCUUUGCUCCGUCAAAAUGAGACAAGCUAUAAUUUUGUAACUGACGAUGAUAACGCAAAGUUAAAGGAGGCAGAUAUGCAUAAAUAUGAGGAUAAUAUUUGCAGUGUUGAUAUAGAUAACAAAAUAUCUGUUUUAAAUGAGAACCAUCAGUAUGAAAAAAUUGAAGAGGAAACUGUGCAAAGUGAAGAGAGUAGCUCCCACGGAUUUUCACGGGCACUUGAUUUUCUAGAAGCUGCCCAAAACACAGAAGGUUACUUUGAUCAACAAAAGUUCGACCAAGCCAUAGCUCAAUGGGAGAAAGUUAGCUCCGGAGAUAGUUAUGCCAGUGAUAUCCUUCGAGCUCUUCAAACCAUAAAAGCAAAUCAUUCCCAGAUUCUUAUAUCUCGCGAGGGAAACUCGAACAAUAUCUAA